Messenger RNA from Lachancea thermotolerans CBS 6340, 1014 nucleotides. It is a transcript of the gene MNN10, whose product is annotated as alpha-1,6-mannosyltransferase. The record is from RefSeq and is a predicted model, not a curated record. Gene Ontology annotation, cellular component: Golgi membrane. Gene Ontology annotation, biological process: protein N-linked glycosylation. The transcript has a single exon. Gene Ontology annotation, molecular function: glycosyltransferase activity. NCBI's taxonomy places the organism in Eukaryota, Fungi, Ascomycota, Saccharomycetes, Saccharomycetales, Saccharomycetaceae. Bases 1 to 1014 code for a protein of 337 amino acids.
AUGAGCUCCAGUAUGCCAUACGAUCCUUCUUUUGAGGAUGAAAAGAAGCGGCAAUACUCUUAUAAACACCGCUCGUUUUUAGAUCGCGUCGGAGCAACCAUCGCCCAACACAAAAGAGCGGUGUUAGGCAUUUUUUGUGCAUUUUUUGUGUUGUUUUGGUUCGGUUCCUCAAGAUUCACACUCUGGUCGAAAGACCCUAAAAUUGUCCUUAUACUCGCAGUAAACGAUGGUGGUGGAGUGCACAAGUGGAAAGGUGAACAGGAAUGGGCGAUAGAGCGAAUCUCGAUUCAAAAUAAACGUGCCUACGCCAAAAGACACGGCUAUGGACUCACGCUAAAAGAUAUGAGAACGGCCAGAAGGUAUUCACAUGAAUACAGGGAGGGAUGGCAGAAGGUUGAGGUGCUCCGUCAAACUAUGCGCGAGUUCCCCAAAGCAGAAUGGUUCUGGUGGUUGGACCUCGAAACUUUGAUCAUGGAGCCUCAAAUCUCAUUAGAGGAACACAUAUUCAAGAGGUUGGACUCACUGUCAUACCGGAUGUUAGAUAAGUUCAAUCCACUAGACCUCCCUCUCGACAUCCCUUAUGUCGACUACUCUCAACCGCCUGAGUUGCUCAUCACUCAGGAUUGCGGUGGUUUCAACCUUGGAUCGUUUUUGGUCAAGAACUCUAAAUGGGCUCAUUUACUGCUUGAUGUUUGGUGGGACCCUGUGUGCUACGAACAGAAACACAUGAUGUGGGAGCAUCGUGAACAAGACGCGCUCGAGGCGCUCUACGCAAACCAGCCCUGGAUUCGUGAAAAAACCGCAUUUUUGCCGCUCAGAAGUGUCAAUGCUUUCCCACCAGGUGCUUGUUCUGAGUUCUCGGAUGACCCAAGAUACUUCUACAGUGAAGAAGAUCGCGACUUUGUGGUCAAUAUGGCCGGGUGCGCUUUCGGAAGAGAUUGCUGGGGUGAAAUGCAGCGUUACGGAUCUUUGCUAGAAAGCCAUAAUCAGAAGUGGUGGCGCAGAUUUUACUAG